Messenger RNA from Periconia digitata, 1383 nucleotides. The record is from the annotation of a GenBank genome assembly. Lineage: Eukaryota; Fungi; Ascomycota; Dothideomycetes; Pleosporales; Periconiaceae.
AUGCAAGCGGGCGCUAACAAUGACGCGUUCAAGACAAAUCGUACGACGCGUAGCUCCAUCGCAAAGGGUUUGUUUGUAGAUCCAGACAAGGCAUAUGCACCUCAAGGGGAGACGUUUUUCGACGAUGGUCGCGAAGUCGAGCUUCUUCACUUUGUUUACUCGCAUCCCAAUAUCAGCAAGAUUCGAGGCUCACCGAAACAUGUGCUGGCUGCCAUUGACGAGUUUGGGAGGACGAAGAAGUACCUCAUGAACGUUGGCGAGGAUAAAGGACGCAUUGUCACAGAUCUGAUCGCUGAAGUGAAGCCGAAGACUAUGGUUGAAUUGGGAGGCUACGUAGGGUAUUCCUGCAUUCUUUUCGGCGACGCAGUACGGAAAGCAGGUGGACAGCGAUAUUACAGUUUGGAGCGCAACCCCGAAUUCGCAGCUGUCAUCAUGUCCUUGGUCGACCUUGCAGGCCUCUCCGAUGUGGUUAAAGUCGUGGUCGGCUCUAGCGACGAAUCCAUUGCGCGGUUACAUUCCGCUGGAUUGCUCAAGCACAUCGACCUCAUGUUCUUGGACCAUUACAAGCCUGCCUACACCACCGAUCUCAAGCUUUGCGAAGAGCUCAAACUCGUUACACCGGGCUCCGUUCUCGCGGCAGACAAUGUGAUCAAGCCUGGCAACCCGCCUUAUCUUGAGUACGUGAGAAGUACAGUGGAUCAAAAGCGGGCAAAUUUCAAGGGGGGUAAAACAGGAGGGAGUGUAGAAGGGUUUGCGGAGAGAAAUGCCAAACAGUAUGCGAACAGGUACGCGGAGGAGAAGUUUAGCCAAAGCCCCGGAAACCCAGACUUGGUAUAUGAGAGUAAGCUGGUGAACAGCUACGAGCCUACGGGCGUGCCGGACGGCGUGGAGAUUACUAGGUGUGUGGGCGAGGAGAAGUAAGUCAAUCCUCGCAGGAAGACUUCAGCUACUCAAAAAUCAAUUUAUUCAACUCAUCUGGCAGAGGAUAGCUCACACUCCAUCAUGGUGCAUUCAUUCUUCUCCAUAAUCUUCAAUCUUGAGGCAAUCCCUUUUGUCGUUUUUGUUUGUCAACAUGCUGUCACUACCGAGCCCCCCAUUCCCCUCCACGGUAAACAACACGUCUACCCAGCACGAAAUCGAUCAUAAACCACCCCACUCAGUCUAGGCAUACAACACAAACGCGCAAUUAAAUCAAGACGCGCCAAAAAGAAAAGAGAGACCCACAGGACCAGAGUUCCACGCUUCGACCGCUCCACCAAUUCGAAUUGUGAUAAUGAUGACGUGUAGACUAAUGCAGAGAUGCCGGUUGCGGUUUUCGUGGUACUUUGACACAACACGUUGACAUUUGCCUUCGUUCCGUACACAUCGAAAAGGUGGGACCCU